CCGUGCUGCAGUUGCAAACGAAACGCCGAAGUGGCAAACGGAUCAAAGCAGCAAACAAGCAGAGCAGCAGCAGCGCAGCAGCAGCAGCAACUGGCAGAGUCAGCAAACGCAACGCAGCAGCGGCAGCGCAAAACUCCAACAACAAAAUGAGUUGGGGUACUGAUCUAUGGGAUCAGUACGAUAAUCUGUCAAUACACACAAACAGAGGCAUUGAAGUGCUCGAUAAAUAUGCCAAUUUCUUACGCGAUCGAGUGGCCAUAGAAACCGAAUAUGCCGGUAAAUUGAGGCGCUUAGUGAAAAAUUAUCAGCCCAAAAAGAAGGAGGAGGAAGACAAUGAAUUUACAUCGAGGCAAGCCUUCCGCAAUCUGCUCAAGGAGGUGGGCGAUUUGGCGGGACAGCGUGAGGUUGUGUCCGAAACCCUGCAAGUACAGAUAAUACAGGGUGUCGCGUUGCUAUCAAAAACACUGCGUGAGGAUCGUAAGAAAUGCCUCAACGAUGGCACCAUGUUGCAACAGACCCUCAGCGCACAGUUAUCAUCGUUAGAGCGCGCCAAGCGCAACUAUGACAAGGCCUAUCGGGACUCCGAAAAGGCCGUGGAGAAUCACAAGAAAGCCGACAUGGAUUUCAAUCUAAGUCGUGCCGAAGUCGAGCGUUACAAGAACAUAAUGACAUCGAAAAUCCAACAAUCGGACGAUGCCAAGAACGAGUACGCCAAUCAACUGCAGAAGACAAACAAUUUGCAGCAACAGCACUAUGGUAUUCUUCUGCCCGCCGUCUUCAAUCGCUUGCAGGAGCUGGACGAGAAGCGUACACGUGGCAUCCGUGAGUUCAUCAUUGGCGCCGCGAAUGUGGAGUCCUCGGUGGCGCCGAUCAUUGCACGUUGCAUGGAGGGCAUUGUAAAGGCCGGAGAAUCCAUCAAUGAACAGGAAGACUCGUUAAAAGUGAUCGAAAGAUACCAAUCGGGCUUCACACCACCGGCGGACAUACCAUUUGAGGAUCUAUCCAAGAUGGAUUCAUCGAUUACACCGCAAUCGACCUACAGCAAUGUCACCUACAAUCACAUGACCAUGAAGGGCACGAUCAGCGGUCCCAAGUUUAAAAAACCACGCGGUGGCAUUUUGAACAGCAUCUUUGGCAGUAACAAGAAUUCCCUCACUGCGGACGGACAAAAGGAGGAUUAUAGUGAUCUGCCACCGAAUCAGCAGCGUAAAAAAUUGCAGGCCAAAAUUGCAGAAUUGCAACAUAAAGUCGAACAGGAAACAAAUACGCGAGAUGGUUUAAUGAAGAUGAAAAUUGUCUAUGAGGCGAACUCAUCGCUGGGCAAUCCAAUGACCGUUGAGGGUCAACUUAACGAAUCCGAACAUGAAUUGGAAAAACUGAAAAAUGAUUUGAAAAAAUAUCAAGGCUUCUUGGACAAAGCCAAUCAACUGCAUGUGGUCAACAAUAGUCCGCAAUCGAAUCGCAAUCAACUGCAAAACGGACACCGAACAUCAAGACAUUCCAAUGGCAGCGCCAGCGCUGAUGAUCAUAAUGAUGCCGAUGAUCAGCCCGAUGAUGCUGGCAGCUUAAGCAGGUCAGAUUCUGAGGAUAAUGUGGCGCAAAUACAAAAUGGGCAUAAUAAUAACAAUAACGGCAGUUCGGCAAGUCCCGAAAGCGGUCUAGGUACCUCGCAUACCUCACUGCCUGGUUCCGGACAGGGUAGCGCCAACGAGAAUGCAAUUGGCGAGGAAGCGUGCUAUGAAACGGAGGUGGAACUGUUGCCAGCCCUGGGCACAUGUCGUGCACUGUAUCCCUUCGAAGCUACCAGCGAAGGCAGCAUACCCAUGAACGAGGGCGAGGAGCUGCAGGUGAUUGAGAAUGAUCAGGGCGAUGGCUGGACGCGAGUGCGACGAGCGAACAACUCAAAUGGCUGGGACGAAGGAUUUGUGCCGACGAGUUACAUAAAUUGCACACUCUUUGCUUAGAAAAUGUUUGAGUGGAAGGGGUAGAGAGAUCCCUAAGGAGUAUAAACAGAAGAACAGCAGGAGGCAGUUUUAAAUGUUAACUACUUAACAGCAUUUUUGCAUAUGUUCCAUACAUUUGUGUACUUUUGUCAUAACUUUGCGUUACUCUGGACAGCCAUAAAACAUUUUAAAUCACAUUAACAUACAACACACACACUCACACUCAAGCACACGCACAACCAUGUACAUUUGACUUAAGAUAAGGUAAAGAUUUCGUUUUCUAUACAAAUGUUGUAUACUAUUUACUAUGAUUUUAAAUGGCAUUGAUGAUGAAGUAGAUAUAUCAUAAAAUAAUAAAACUUAUCAUAAUUAAUUAUACUAUAUACACUAUAUAUAAUACUAUAUAUGUAUGUAGUAUAUUUAAAUGCACCCCACGAGCAGACCUCACCUAAUUCUAAGCAAAAUGCAAACGUUUCCCUCUUCACAACAUUAAAUCAGAACAACAAUUCAAAACAAUCAUGUAUUAACUAUUUAUAUACUGUAUACAUCAAUUUAUAUAUAUAUAUAUAUAUACAUAUAAAAAGUGUAAUUUAAUUGACACCUAAAGCAUAUUUAUCUCAACCAUCAUAAAAAAUAAGCUGGUAAACAUAUUGAAGGCACUCCAAAAAUUAAAAAUUCGAAAUGCACUUUGCAAUAUGCUUACUACAUUUAUUUUUUAUAAUUGCAUUUCGCAUUUCAUAUUAAUAAAAAAAAGAAAAUAUAUACAUACAUACAUAUAGCACCUGCUACUUUUCGAGCUGACCAAGAAAAGCGACAGACACUGUGGCUAUUAGAUUGUAGAGAGCACAUUUAAAAUUAUUGAUAAAUAUACUAAUUAAAUGAGAGAAGACGCUUCCAAACAACUAUUGAAAAUAAAAACGAUCUAAUGUAUGGCAAAAGUUAUGACAAUGUUGCAUGUGUGGCAUAUGCGAAAUUGGCAAAAAAAAAAAAACAUAAUAUAAAAUAAAAAUUGGAAAGCAAAUAACGCGCUAGCUUGUUAUAUAUGAGAAAUAGCAACAAUUGUACAUUUUACUUUACAAACUUAAUUAUAAUUUUAUACCUAAAUAACUUUUGUAUUGCUUUUUUGCCUUGUACAUUUUCACACACUUACACACACAUACAUACACACAUUUAUAUGUAUUUAAAUAAUGAAGGAAAUGUUUUUGAGGAAAUUUUUGAAAUUAAUUUCGUUAUAGGCAAAACAUUUUAGUUAUUUAAGUUAACAACAAUUAAGGAUUAAGUCAAUGCAAAGCCGGGCGGCGCUACCUUUUGUUAUAUGUGUUGAACGCCAACUUUGCAAUACAUUUAUAUUUAUAAUUUACAUAAUAUAUGUAUACAUAAUGCUAUAUAAACAAACAUAUAUAUAUAUACAUAUAAAUAACCGAAAUCAAAAGAUAUAAGUCUGCGACAAAAAGCAAAAAUAUUUAGCUGACCAGGCGAGUGAAUUAGAAUUUUAAUUAGUUUCUUUACAACAUUUUAUUUUUGGUAACAAUCUCCGAUAUGUCUGCAGUCUGGGAGUAUUACGCUGAAUAGUAAUACUCUACUAUAUAUAAUUUAAGCAGGUUGUUAACAUAUUGGAGAUUUAUUGCUUUCAUUGAACAAAUUUUUAUCUUAUUUUUUUCAUUUCAUUUUCAUACAAUGCAAACGAAAGAAAAACUGAAUACUAAGUGCGAGCGCAAAAGAAUUUAAAAUACGCGUAAUUCCAAAAUUCUUAAAUUUAUAUAAUUUAUAUAUAGAAACUAAUGCCGAAUGAUAAGCAGACACUUGAUGAGAGAACUGAGAUAAUGUUUUACAUAAAAAAUGUGUGAAAUCAGUUAAGAAAUUAAGUGGCAAAUGGUGUCAUAUGUGAAAGUGGUCAAUUUUAAAUGAGCAUGACAACAUUUGUAAUAAAGAAUAACGAAAAUAAAAUGAAGAUUGAAUAAAA
This is a messenger RNA of Drosophila innubila, 3906 nucleotides long. RefSeq names its product formin-binding protein 1-like (gene Cip4). Gene Ontology annotation, biological process: signal transduction. The coding region runs from base 147 to 1964 and encodes 605 amino acids. The record is from RefSeq and is a predicted model, not a curated record. Gene Ontology annotation, molecular function: protein binding. The transcript has 11 exons. Lineage: Eukaryota; Metazoa; Arthropoda; Insecta; Diptera; Drosophilidae.